AUGAGUGGGAAGGACGAGGACAAGGAGAGGAAGGACUCCUCCUCGGCUUUGACCAUAGACAGGGCAGCGUUCCUUCUGCUGAGGGUCAAGAGGGUGUUCAGGAAGAAGAAACAGCAGAGGAAAGAGGCAAAAGCGGCUGCAGAGGCUGCUGCGGCGGCGGCUCCCAAAAUAUCACUGCCGGGGGUGAAGCAGCCCCCUCCACUGCUGAGAUCUCGGACCUUGCCUGCCAUAGUGGUACCAGGCAUCAGCAUCCUCCAGGCGCAGAUAGACACCAGAUACAAAGAGAGUGGGGGUUCAUGCAGUCUUUCUACGCUUAAAAGAAAAGGAUCCCACCAUGAUUCUUUACACACUCCGCAGCACAACGCUCCAAGAUUCUCGUUUGCUGAUACAAACACUUUGGACCCUCGUCGUCAUCUCGCUCAUCACCGCCUCAGCUCACCAGAGGCUACCACCGGGGCAGAGCUGCAGCUUCCCUCCCCCGCCCCUCGGCUGUCCACGGGCAGCGCCACCCUGGGUCGUCUGGCCAGGCUGCUCAAUCAGAGGGCUGGCGGAGACACUACACCCCGGAGACUGUCUUGGGAAACAAUAGUGGAGGAAUAUAUAUUCCUGGUUGACGAUCAAAGAAUAAAAACAGUUCCUUGGGACCAAGCCAUCGCUCGGUACUACGACUAUCCGCAGUACUAUCGUGAUAAUUAG
This is a messenger RNA of Macrosteles quadrilineatus (aster leafhopper), 696 nucleotides long. RefSeq lists its product as uncharacterized. The transcript has 6 exons. The record is from RefSeq and is a predicted model, not a curated record. NCBI's taxonomy places the organism in Eukaryota, Metazoa, Arthropoda, Insecta, Hemiptera, Cicadellidae. The coding region runs from base 1 to 696 and encodes 231 amino acids.